AUGGCUAUGCAUAGUACUCAUAGGGUUACAAUAAUAAGUGUUGUUUUGUUUGUUUUAUUGGGUUUGGUUAUUGGUACUUAUGCCUCUAGAGCUCUCUUUGAUAGUAUUGGUAGUGGUUGUUCGGACCGCAACAGCUAUGGAAGUGUAACAAAAAAUAUUGAUGGAUGCAAAAUUGUAGUCGAAAAAGGCGGUGGUGCUAUUCGAGAUGAGAAUGGUGGUGGUACUAUUAAUGGAGAUGAUUUUGGAGGAGAAAAUCGUGGCGGGGAUGAUGAUAAUGGAGGAAAUAAUAAUGGUGGUGGCGGAGAUGAAAGUAGAGAAGAAAAUGGUGAUGGUAACGAAAAUGAUAGCGGACAAAAUAAUAGUAAUGGCGCAAAGUAUGGUGGAGGAGAAAACAGUAAUGGUGGUGAUGGUGACGGAGAUGAUGAUGGACAAAAUAGUAGUAAUGGCGGAGAUGAUGCUGGAGGAGAAAACAGUAAUGGUGAUGAAGAUGAUCAUGGACAAAAUAAUGGCGGUGAUGGAGAAGAAAAUGGUGAUAGUAGCUAUGCUGCUAAAGAUGAACUUGAAAGUGGAUAUAGAGGUGGUGCUGGGCAGUAG
Molecule: messenger RNA, 594 nt
Organism: Cannabis sativa
Lineage: Eukaryota; Viridiplantae; Streptophyta; Magnoliopsida; Rosales; Cannabaceae
Exons: 1
Coding region: 1-594 (197 amino acids)
Source: RefSeq, a predicted model, not a curated record